AUGUCGUCUGUAAUCUUUCAACCGUUAUUGCAUGAUCCUCUUGGAUGGAAACCAUCGAAUUCAACUUAUACUGACCAUUAUAAAUGGAGAAAAUAUCGAACAGCGAGUAAAGGAAGAAAAAUCUCAAACUAUGGUCAACAAUAUCAAAGACAAAUACAAAAACAGCAACAGCAACUGCAAAAACAGCUGAAUAAAAGUUUACCCGCAGUAUCGAGCGAAGAGCAAACAAAUAAUUCUGCUAUUGUAGUAACAAAAUUCAAAGAUAACCAAGAACAACCUGUUUCACAUCGAUCGUCGCCAACGAAAACACCAGUUUUAACUGUCGAAUACAAACAACGACCAGCAACAGCUAGUGAAGACGUUAAUUGCCAAUCAAGAGCCUCAUUGCGUUCAACAUCUUCGCUUCCAAUAAUUGAAGAAAAAAUUCGUCCAUUAACAGCACCUGAACCUCGUCCGCCAACAAGAGAAGAAAAAGAAAAACCACCUGUUGACCCCAACAAUGACAAUAGCCGACAUUGGCUUACUUACCCAAAUCCUAAAACACCUCAAUAUAUAAUUGAUGUAAAACAACGUUUAGGACAAUUGAGAUUACCUUCAACUCUUCUUACACGACCUUUAUCAGCAUCGAAUGCAUCCGUUCAACAGAAGCCGCCUACACCUCCGACAGCAACUCGGCCAUCAUCUGCGUCGACACAAAUUGAACGAAAACAACAAACCAAUAAUAAUGACGAUCAACAUAAUUUUCUUACUUUUCAUACAAGUGAAACGCCAGAAGAUCUGCGUCUUGCACGUCAACGUCUUGAUAAACAUCGAUAUAAUCCAUCAUUAGAUAGUUAUCCGCCACGUCCAAAAACGUGUCUCGCCAAUACUCAUGAAAAUCCAAAGCCAGUAACGCCAAAACAAUAUGAAAAUGAAAAAUUACCAGUACAAACGCCGAAGAAUGAUGCAUGGAUUGUUGACGACGAAAAAGCACCGAACGCACCAGAUUAUGAAUCAUCGUCGGUUAUUAUACAAAUGGUUGAUUGCGAUGGUUUGCCAAACGAGUAUUACGAAGCACUUGAAACGGCUAGCAUUGCACAAGAAGAAUACUUAAGAAAUUUCAAAAAAGAUGCUGAAAGAAGACCACAAACGACUGUUUAUCGCAUUCCAACAGCAUUGCCGGAGCAUAGAAACGAUUGUUUGGUUGCCAGUCAAAAUCAACAGCAAUCGACGGCAAUGAACAAUCAGUUGCGUCAAUUAGCACGUUCAUCACAAAAUGAUUUUGGUGUUUGGGUAAGAAAUGCAACAGAUAAAGAACGAGCAUCAACUAUGAAACUUUUACACGAUGUUCUCAAUCAGCCAAUGAUUGGUUAUAACGUACAAACAAGACAAAAGCCAGCAUCUAAACAGGCACCGGCUCCGCCACCUGUUCGUACUGGAUCUGGAACACGAAAAUUAGGUCGUACACGUACUCAACAUAAUUUUCCGUGUGAAAUAUGUGAAAAACUUCUUAUUAAACGGCAUGUAUGGGAUUUAAAAGGGUCAGAAAUAGCUAAGUGCCCUAAUCAUCCGCAGGGGCAUUCAAGUUCGAGCAUAAUAUGA
Molecule: messenger RNA, 1581 nt
Organism: Rotaria socialis
Lineage: Eukaryota; Metazoa; Rotifera; Eurotatoria; Philodinida; Philodinidae
Source: the annotation of a GenBank genome assembly